Papaver somniferum (opium poppy) is the source of this 1305-nucleotide messenger RNA. Its product is annotated as MDIS1-interacting receptor like kinase 2-like. The record is from RefSeq and is a predicted model, not a curated record. The coding region runs from base 1 to 1305 and encodes 434 amino acids. Gene Ontology annotation, biological process: protein phosphorylation. Gene Ontology annotation, molecular function: ATP binding; protein tyrosine kinase activity; protein binding. Lineage: Eukaryota; Viridiplantae; Streptophyta; Magnoliopsida; Ranunculales; Papaveraceae. The transcript has 3 exons.
AUGUCCGUGAACAAACUCAGUGGUUCAAUCCCUGCUUCUGUGGGUAACUUGAUCAAUUUGACUGUUCUAUCUGUUUUUCAAAAUGAAAUAACUGGUUCACUACCCAUAGGAAUGAACAAUCUGACACAGUUAAAAGGAUUGUAUCUGAGUGAGAAUAAGCUUUUUGGUUAUUUAACUCAAAACGUGUGCCAAAAUGGGAUACUUGAAGAAUUUAUAACAUAUAACAACCAUUUCACGGGUAAUAUACCAACAAGCCUUAGAAAUUGCACCAGCCUUCGAAAGCUCUGGCUUAUGAAUAAUGAAUUGGUUGAUAACGUAACAGAGGCGUUUCAUGUGUAUCCACAUCUAUACAAGGUUGGUUUGGAUUCUAAUAUGUUAUAUGGUGAACUCUCAAAAGACUGGGGGAGUUGUCAUAAUUUGACACUUUUUACUUUCUCAGAUAACAAUAUCACCGGUAGAAUACCACCAGUAAUGGGCAAGUUGAAGAGUUUAGUUAAAGUUCGUCUUGAUUCAAAUAAUUUAGUUGGGGAAAUUCCAACUGAGUUGUUAAAAUUGUCGUCAUUAAUCGAGUUAGAUUUGAGUAAUAACCAUCUUUCUGGCGAGUUGUCUUCGAUUUUGUUAAAUCUUAGUUACAAUAACUUGAGUGGAGAAAUCCCUUCAAACCUUGGAAAAGUAAUCAAAUUGGAAACACUAGAUUUAUCUCAUAACAAGCUUUUCGGCACAAUUCCAUCUUCAUUUGAUCAAAUGCUUAACUUGACCUCUGUCAAUAUUUCUGACAACGAACUGAAUGGUUCUCUUCCGAAUAUCAAGGCCUUUAAGGAUGCUCCAAUUGAUGCAUUGAAGAACAACAAAGGAGCUGUGACAGGUCAAAUUGUUGCCGUGAAGAAACUUCAUUCGUCAGAUGAAGAUUCUGAGUUACUUGAUCUCAAGUCAUUUGAAACGGAAGUUCACGCAUUGACAGAAAUACGACACCGAAACAUUGUGAAACAUUUUGGUUUCUGUUCUAAUAUAGAAAGGAGGAUCUCAUUUUUGGUUUAUGAGUUUGUGGAAAGGGGAAGUUUGAAAAAUGUUUUAUGUGAUGGGGAACAAGCAGUGGGGUUCGAUUGGAUAAAGAGGGUGAGAUUCAUCAAAGGAACUGCUACUGCAAUUGCUUACACGCACCAUGAUUGCAUUCCAGCAAUAGUUCACAGGGACAUAUCCAGAAACAAUAUCUUACUGGACUCUGAAUAUGAAGCUCGAGUUUCUGAUUUUGGCACGGCAAGGAUAUUGAAGCCGGAUUCAUCAAAUUGGACUUCACUUGCAUGA